UGUGCGGGCGGGCUACGCCGCCGGUACCGCGCAUGCGUGGGGGUGCAAGUCAGCGUGGGCACGUAAUGGCGGCGGCUGGUGCAGGCGGGUGGAGCUGGUUCCGCGCCCUGGCGCUCAGUGUCUCCUUCCUCAAGUGCCUCCUCAUCCCCACGUAUCAUUCCACAGAUUUUGAAGUGCACAGGAACUGGCUGGCCAUCACGCACAACUUACCUCUGUCUCAGUGGUACUAUGAAGCAACUUCAGAAUGGACCCUGGAUUAUCCACCUUUUUUUGCUUGGUUUGAAUAUGCAUUAUCACAUAUUGCCAAGUACUUUGACCCCAAGAUGUUGGUUAUUGAAAAUCUAAAUUACACCAGUCCUGCAACCAUCUUCUUCCAAAGAUUUUCUGUCAUCUUUACAGAUGUUCUCUUCAUAUACGCAGUUCGUGAAUGCUGCCGAUGUGUGAAUGGGAAGCGAGCUGCAAAGGAUAUUCUGGAGAAACCAACUUUUAUUCUUGCUGUCCUGCUCCUGUGGAACUUUGGGCUGUUAAUUGUGGAUCAUAUUCACUUUCAGUACAAUGGCUUUCUUUUUGGCCUGAUGCUUCUCUCUGUUGCCCGACUGUGUCAGAAAAGACACCUGGAAGGUGCUCUUCUUUUUGCUGUUCUUCUGCAUUUCAAACACAUCUACGUGUAUGUGGCCCCGGCAUAUGGCAUUUAUUUGCUGCGAUCCUAUUGUUUUACUGCAAGUAACGCAGAUGGAUCUGUGAAGUGGAGGAGUUUCAGCUUUCUUCGUAUAACCCUUCUGGGAUUGAUUGUCUGUCUUGUUUCUGCCCUUUCAUUGGGCCCCUUCAUUGUAUUGGGCCAGCUGCCUCAAGUGAUUUCACGCCUCUUUCCGUUCAAGCGAGGCCUCUGCCAUGCUUACUGGGCCCCUAACUUCUGGGCUUUGUACAGUGCCGUGGAUAAAGCUCUCACAGUUGUUGGCUUGAAGUAUAAUUUUCUUGAUCCCACAAAAAUUCCUAAAGCCUCAAUGACAGGAGGGCUAGUUCAAGAAUUUCAGCAUACUGUCCUUCCUUCUGUGACUCCACUGGCAACAUUAAUCUGUACUUCCAUAUCGAUAUUGCCCUCUGUUUUCUGUCUUUGGUUUAAACCUCAAGGGCCCAGAGGCUUUCUUCAGUGCCUUGUUCUUUGUGCGUUGAGCUCCUUCAUGUUUGGCUGGCACGUGCAUGAGAAAGCAAUACUCCUUGCUAUUCUGCCUUUAAGCUUGCUGUCUGUUCAGAGGGCGAAGGAUGCUGGCAUCUACUUGAUCCUGACAACCACAGGGCACUUCUCACUUUUUCCACUGCUGUUCACAGCACCAGAGCUUCCAAUUAAAAUACUGCUUAUGCUGCUGUUCAGCGUUUAUAGCUUCUCUUCGCUGAAAUCUCUAUACAGGAGGGAGAGGCCUCUCCUUAACUGGCUUGAAACAAUCUACCUCAUUCAGCUGGUGCCUUUGGAAAUCUUCUGUGAGAUUGUGUUUCCUCUGACCCCCUGGAGGCUGCGGUUUCCUUUUGUCCCUCUGUUGUUGACCUCUGUUUACUGUGCUCUGGGUAUCGUGUACGUGUGGCUGAAACUUUACGUCUCUGUCUUGUCUGAACGAACUUCUGUUAGACAGAAGGCUGAGUAAUGUCACGGUGGUGGGACCCGUUCCGGGUUAUCCCCUUGAGAUUAUCAAGCUCUCUGAGGGGUUCUCACAAGUAAGUGCACUGUCUUACUGAUGGCUGAAUGUGUACUGUCUCCAUGUUUCUUCCAACGUUUCUGUACUGUCCAACUGCAAUACCUCUGAUCAGAAACACUCAUCACAGUGACGGGGCACAGCAAGAUGCUGCUUUGCCUGAAUAAACUGUGCACUGUAAGGGAAAGAACUUUGUAUUCGUAUUGACUGUAUAAGAGGUCCAGACUUCUGUCCUGAGGAAAACCUGCCUGGCUUUCCCAUUGCUCCUUGUACUUUGCCAUUCUAUUUUAAUAAAAACACAAAGGGUCAUUGCUGUGUAGAGGAGAGCGUUGUCACUGCGUGUUGUGGAAUAUGUAAAUAAAAUAAUUUGCUAUUUUUGUUCCGA
This is a messenger RNA of Numida meleagris (helmeted guineafowl), 2073 nucleotides long. RefSeq names its product ALG8, alpha-1,3-glucosyltransferase (gene ALG8). Gene Ontology annotation, cellular component: endoplasmic reticulum membrane. The record is from RefSeq and is a predicted model, not a curated record. Gene Ontology annotation, biological process: protein N-linked glycosylation. Bases 33 to 1640 code for a protein of 535 amino acids. Lineage: Eukaryota; Metazoa; Chordata; Aves; Galliformes; Numididae. Gene Ontology annotation, molecular function: dolichyl pyrophosphate Glc1Man9GlcNAc2 alpha-1,3-glucosyltransferase activity. The transcript has 13 exons.